This is a messenger RNA of Protomyces lactucae-debilis, 3309 nucleotides long. Its product is annotated as Spc7 kinetochore protein-domain-containing protein. Lineage: Eukaryota; Fungi; Ascomycota; Taphrinomycetes; Taphrinales; Protomycetaceae. Gene Ontology annotation, biological process: mitotic sister chromatid biorientation; mitotic spindle assembly checkpoint signaling; protein localization to kinetochore. The record is from RefSeq and is a predicted model, not a curated record. The transcript has a single exon. Bases 1 to 3309 code for a protein of 1102 amino acids.
AUGAACAAGGAGAAUGUCCCGGCCACGCCGACCUUCACCAGGAAACGCGCAAAGUCAUUCUCCACUCCUCCCAGCGCCCGUCAACCUCCCCCAAAACAAGCACGCGGCAUUCUCAAGGGAAACGGCGACGAUGCACACACAAUCGCCUUCAUCCCCAUCCACUCCGCUUCGAAGCAAGUCUCCGGGAGUGCUGAAAAGCGUCGCAAAUCACUCAAUCGACGCGUCUCGUUCGCAUCCCAUGCAAGUGUGCGCUUGUUUGAAAAGGUAGGGGCAUCACCGCCUGAAUCAGGCACUGCUGCUUCUCCGAGAAGGUCGCCGCGUCGUGCAUCACCAGCGCGUUCACCUAUCGGUCGGGGAGCAGAUGAUAGCAAUGAUGAUCUGACCAUGGAUUUAACUGCCGUCUUUCCACCGUCCACUGCGGCUGCACCAGCAUUCAAGCUGAGUAACCCUUUGCUGCAGCACAACAAGGAUCUCGAUGCUGCAUCGUCAGACAGUGAGGAGGAUGAACUUGCUGGUGAAGAUGAUACCGCUGCCAUGGAUCUGACUGACGUUGUACCCACUUUGACACGCCAGCACACACCCAAACGCCAAGUCGCAUCGCCCUUUCGACGUGCUGCUGCUGCGAUGGAUCUCUCCGCUGAUGCAGAUGAGAGUAUGGAUAUGACGCGUGCAUUGGGACAGAUUCAUCCUGUCUCCUUGGCAAGUCAGUCGCCUCGCAAGCAAACUGCAGCAAUCCUCGAGCAAGACAUGUCGAUGGACAUGACGCGUCCUAUUGGAGGACUGCUGCAAGCUCAAAUAGACGAGCAGGGAGAAGAGGAUGACAGUGAAGUAUCCAUGGAAGAGACGCGUGUCUUUCAAGCACAACUCAUGGGUCAAUCUCCAGUCAAAUCGGAAACGGCAUCAGAUCAUACCUCUCACACUGUCGCUACUGUUGAAGAUGAUACUCAACGAGCGUUCAUUGGCGAAGGAUCAGCCACUGAGAUUGAUGUGCUUCAACCUCGUUCUACUCCCGUACGCACAGCUGCUCUUGCUUCACCUGCACGUUCUGCGAGCCGAAAAGUCAUGGUGCGUGUCACAACGCCCAAGCGUGCUUCACCAGUCAAGAAGGCUACACCCAAGACAAAAUCUCCAGUGAAGCAAGCAUUUGGCAUGGAUUUCUCAUGGGGCGCUCAACAGGUCCCUGCUAGCCCUAUGGAUGUCAGUAUGGCAGAUGCCAGCGCAUGUGGUGAUGAUGCAGAAGAUGUCACAAUGGAUAUGACGACUGUUCUCGGAAACAUUGACAGGAGUGGACCUGAUUCACCGGAUAUCUCCAUGAUGGACCGUGGCGAAACAACAGAAAUUGACAUGUCUUUUACGCGCGUCAUUAGCCACACUGCUGCUGCUGCAAGAACACCAGUUGCGUCACCAGAAAAGGCAAAGGUAGUCGUCAAGACGGCAUCACCUAAGAAGCGGUAUUCAUUGAGUACAGGUGCCGUUCGCUCACCCAUGUUGGAAGGGCUAUCGCCUGCACCAUUACCCAUUGCUCCUGUUGUUGAAGCACCAGCACCGAGUACACCUCAAGCACGGCCCACUUCUCGUCGUGCUUCGCUUUUGGAUCUGCCAGUCACCCUCUUCAACAGUCCCUCGAAAGUCGUCCUACGUUCCAUUGAUCGUCCUGAAUUCGGCAAGGAACUCAUCAAGACAACAGAUCUUCGAGUCUCUGUCCUUCGUGAGAAGCUUGCUCAGCUGACACCACGCAAGCAAGGCCAGCAGCAGCAACAAGAUGCCAACACACCGAAGUCCGUCCGGGCCGUUGCACCGGUUGCAAGUCCCUCGACUGCGCGAAAGGCUUCGGCAUCACCUACCAAGACACCCCUCAAAACACCAAGUCGUGCACCCUUGGGUAAAGCAGCGAUGCUUGCGCCCGUGACGCCAUUGUCGCCCAUUUCACUCAAAUCCUUCUUGGACAUGACGGGAAUCUCCUUCCUCACGGGUCUCUCCACCACACGCAGACGUGAAACGAUUCAUGCAAAUCAGGUGAUGACGCAAGACACGCCUGUUGAUGCUGAAGCUGCACGAAUGGAAGCGAAUGCAGGGGUCUUGCCAGUAUUGGAGAUGUAUCAACAUUCAUGCCGUGAACUCACACGUUACAUCUCAGAGGGACGACAUAUGUGUGAUGAGAUGGAAGCGUCGAUGAACGAUGAGAAUCCUGAGGUGUUUGAAGCAUUUAGGCGUGCCGACGGUCCUGGGAAGCGGGAACUUGAGGGUAAGUUUCGGGAUAUGAAGAGUGCUGCGCGGCUAGCAGCACGUGGUGUGUGGUAUGCCUGGCGAACGAAUCUCAUGAUGGGCGUAUCGCAGCCACUUGCCAGUAACUUCGAAGAUUUGCAGAGACAAGCGAAGGCCUUGGAAGUGAAGGAAGCAGAAGUUCUCCCAAAACAUGCUGCACUGGAGGAGGAUUAUGCAGCGUUGAAGGAACGUGUCGAGGCAUUGUUGCGUGAAGAAGACGCGUAUGAUGCUUCUGAUGUCGAGACUGCACUGGCGCUUGCUGCAGAGAACGAAGAAGUUGAACGGCAUUUACAAGCAGAAACCGAGUUGUCCGCCCAGCUUGCCCAGCAAGAAGCGAUGCUCCUUGCCGAAACGACGGCGCUGUCGAGUCAUCUCGCAGAGACUGGCAAGGAAGUCUCGAUGCUUGAACGUGAAGCGGCACAGCAGCGUGGAUUCAGUUUGGCAGAGCUUGCAGAGUUGCGACGGGUCUUGGUGGAGCUUGGUAGGCGCAGUGGAUGGGAGGUGAUUCAAGUGACCAAGCAAACAAUGCAGCUUGUCUUGUUGUCCAGUUUGGCUGUGUCUGUUCCAUUGCAAGGUGGCGAUGUGCCGUCUUUGUCGCUCAAGACGACUCCUGUUGAUCGGCUCGAGGCAACGCUGCUCAAUUACUACUUGGCGCAACUCCAGGCAUCGUUGGCUGAACAAGGACUCUCACCAAAACAAGCACUUGCCUGCAUCAAAGAGCAGUGGACCGCUGUUUGUGUCUUGGCAGAACAAGUCAAGUGCUUGGCCGGUGCGCAUCCAACCAAAGUGCAUAUUAACCAGGACGACAACCUUUGCAUUGACACAACGGUGCUGCUGUAUGCAUCAAGGACAAAGUUCAAGGUGUGCUUUACCGUGCCGCCUGUGUUGCUUGACUCGGAAGCGUUGGAGGUGCAGGUACAAGUGGUCUAUGGAGGAGUGGAUGGGAAAGCUGUUGAGCGGACCAUUGCAGGUCGCGUGCAAGGUAUUGCGAGCGAGAAGCCUGGGUGGCUGUUGGAGAGUAUCAAGAUGCCAGAAGGUCUCUAG